UCUUCUUCUUCUCUAAAACCUCAGAGGAUAACUGGGCAGCUCCAUCCUUCUUUUGCUGGCUACUCAAUUUUUUUAUUUUUUCACUCCUCGAAAUAUAGUGUCCAAACAAGAGUAGCCAGGGAGCCAAAAUCAAGAAAGUAAUUAUAGUAGCUGGCAGCUGCUGAUAUUCCAUGAUAGCUAUGUUACCUGGAAUGUGGGAUUUUGAGAGAGUUUGUUGGGUAUCUUAACUUGGGAACACUUCAUGCUCUGGUUGUAGAUGCCUCAAGUAUCUAACCGUCGGUAUAGCUAACCUCAAAAGCUGGAACCUGAUAUAGCUGAUCUGUUUGUAGCACAAGAUUUCUGAUGAAAAUUAUGCUUUUAACGUCAUCUUUUGUCCCGCUUAGACCAUCCCUUCCAUCUCCUCUUUGUGUGCAAUCACCACCUCUUUAUACAUUUGGUUGUAGUCCUAAGACUCAUGUGCGCACUUCUCCUUCAUUUGCCUUCCAACUCAAGUCACCCAAUCCCUCAUGUGGACAUCAAUUUUCCGUGGCUGCUGCGGUUCCUUCAAGUCAGGGGAGUGUUUCUGUUGUUCAUUUUGAAGAUUUUGUGGAGAAGGAUUGGUCAUUUCUUGAUCCUGACGAGGUAAAUAAUGAUGGAGAGCAUAUGCAGAAGAUUGAUCGAAUUAUUUCUGCUGGAAACAUCAAAGAAACCUCAAAAGUUCUCGUGUCUAUUGGUUCUGAAGCAUUUGUGGAUAGGAUGGUUGAUUCAGCACCUUGUGAACAGUUGCUUGUCGUUCAUGACUCUCUUUUCGUUUUGGCAUGCAUCAAAGAGAAGUAUGAUAAGGUCAAAUGUUGGCAAGGGGAACUAAUAAAUGUACCUGAGAAGUGGACACAUUUUGAUGUUGUAUUUCUCUACUUCCUCCCUGCUUUGCCCUUUGAACUUGAUCAGGUUCUUGCAGCCCUUGCUAGCCGAUGUUUGCCAGGAGCAAGACUAGUUAUCAGUCAUCCCCAAGGCAAGCAAAUACUUGAAGAGCAGCAACAGCAAUAUUCAGAUGUAGUGGUCUCCAAUUUGCCAGAAAAGAUGAUGUUACAAAGCACUGCAGCUUCCCAUUCAUUUGAAGUGGUGGAAUUUGUGGACAAACCUGGAUUUUACCUUGCUGUUUUGAGACUCAACGCAGAGUCAGAAAAAUAGAUAAAUUGUUGUAAGUUAUCGUGCAUCAGGUUUGUAUUCAAUAUGAUAAUAGGAGUUCACAGUAUGUGCCGAUUGGUUGUUCAAAAGUUAUAGAUAUUUCUGCAUCUUCUAGUUACUGCCAAAUCCAGAUAAGCUGUAUUCUUUAACAUAGUUAGUAAUUCUGAUGGCCUCUUUUGCCGAAACAAUAUAUUAUUCAGAUCAUCAGAAUUGCUUCAAUAUACUGUAACUUUCCAAUUGUCA
This is a messenger RNA of Sesamum indicum (sesame), 1410 nucleotides long. Its product is annotated as DNA-directed RNA polymerase subunit beta. The record is from RefSeq and is a predicted model, not a curated record. Lineage: Eukaryota; Viridiplantae; Streptophyta; Magnoliopsida; Lamiales; Pedaliaceae. Gene Ontology annotation, cellular component: chloroplast.